Octopus sinensis (East Asian common octopus) is the source of this 2867-nucleotide messenger RNA. Its product is annotated as dnaJ homolog subfamily B member 6. Bases 211 to 1050 code for a protein of 279 amino acids. Lineage: Eukaryota; Metazoa; Mollusca; Cephalopoda; Octopoda; Octopodidae. Gene Ontology annotation, molecular function: Hsp70 protein binding. The record is from RefSeq and is a predicted model, not a curated record. The transcript is spliced from 8 exons.
GGGAAAGUUUGUGCAGUCCUUGUAUCUGCUGCUGUCAGACAUUUGGAUCAGUAUAAGGAAGACGGAGAAACUGGCCAAGCAACAUUGAAACAACUCAAGUGGCACUCACUAAUUCUUCUUUAGUUUAGCCACAUCUUUGUGUGUGUGUGUUUUUUUUUCUUUUUCCUGCGAGAUUGACUGCUUGUUUGUUUUCAGCAGAGAUCUCCUAAAAUGACUGUUGAUUAUUACAAAGUACUUGGUGUAAACAACAAUGCCACUGAUGCGGAAAUAAAAAAAGCCUAUCGGAAACUUGCUUUAAAAUGGCAUCCAGACAAAAAUCCUGACAGAAAAGAUGAAGCUGAAAGAAAAUUCAAAGAAAUAUCUCAAGCCUAUGAAGUACUUUCUGACAAACAAAAGCGAGAUGUCUACGAUCGCUAUGGACUUGAAGGCCUCACAGGAAUGCACACCGAUGGUCACCCUGGUUCUGGAUUUGAAUUUAGCUUUGGUUACCCUGCUUUCCACUUCAGGGAUCCUGAAGAAGUGUUUAGGGAAUUCUUUGGAGGAAGAGAUCCUUUCGCAGAAUUCUUCUCAGGCGGUCGAACAUGCAGAAUUCAACCAAACGAUAGAAUGUUUCAACAUUCUUUUCCAGGCUUUCCUAGUCCAUCCCUUUUUGACCCAUUCCUUGAUGAGUCUGUCUUCAAUGCUGGCCCAAGUCGAAGGCGACACCACAAUAGACGUCACAGAAUGGAGCAACAACAACAGCAGGGAGUCAGCCGCAGACAACGAACACCAUUUGGAUUUGCACCGUUUGGUUUGGGCAUACCUUCUUUCUUUGAUGACCCAUUUGAAUUGGCACCAGCAGGGUUUACUUCAUUUUCAAGUACAUCAUUUACUGGUCCAACAAUGGGUGGAAAUUUCCGUUCAUCUUCAACUUCAACAAAGUAUAAUAAUGGCAAAAAAAUUGUAACCAGAAAGACUAUGGAGAAUGGUAUAGAAACAGUAACUGUUGAAGAAGAUGGGGUAUUGAAAUCAAAGACAGUGAACGGGGAGGCACAGGCUUUGACCUACUGAAGUACAAGACUUAAAAAAAAAUACUUGUCAUAUUCCCCUUUUUGGAACUCUAGGACUGAAAAGAACAGUGUAAAUACUGGUCAUCAGAUAUGACAGUCUGACUUGGGCUUAUUGUUUUUUUUUUUUCUCUUCCUCCAAUUUUUUUUUUAAAAGAACUUUAAUUUUUUUAUCCCCAAUAAAAGUUAUCACUACUAAAUGUUAUUUUUUUCUGUAAGACUGCACUAUUAUUUGGAGGGUGUGUAGGUUGGAACUGAAACUACAACUCUAAUUACAUAACGUUAAAUACUCUAGUUCUGAAGUGACAAGAAUGUUGUAUAUGUACAUGUUUGACUUGAAAUAUAUAUGUAUAUACAUAUGUAUAUAUCAAUGUAUGUAGAUGUAUGUGAUGAUAGGGGUGGGUUGCUGGGCUGGGUAGGGGCUUUACAUAACCUGCAGCACACAUUUAAACAUUUUCACAUUUGGAAAUGACAAGUUUCAAUAAAUCUGGUGAUUUGGAUCAAAGAAACCCAAAGUUUGUCUUCUGACAAUUCUGCAACCUGGUGCAAAACAAUUCAAGUGGGUUCUCCAGUCUGAUAUAAUAUGCACUUUUCUUUGGCAAUCUUUAAUUGGACAAGUUAUUUUUUUAGAAAUUCACUUAACUUUUCUCAAGCUUUUCAUCUCAAAAUUGAUGCCAAUUUUUUUUUUUUUUUUUUUUUUGCCCUUGUUUCUACCAUUUGUGGGAUUCUUUAUCCCAACCAGUUGCAAAACUGGAAAGUUUGCUUAUGUAACUAGGCAGAACUUGUUUAAUAUAGAAGACAUUACCAGAAAGAUCAUUUCUUUAUUUAUAUUUGUCCUUUAUUUUUUUUUUUUUACCACCCACCAAACUGAUCUCCUGUAGUAGUGGCUGAAUGUUUUCUAUGAAAAUAAAACUAAUUUUCAUUUAGCUCUUUUAUGUUGUUUUUUUUUUUUUCUUCAAGUUUGAAUGUUAUCCAUUAGCAUUCAUCUCUCUAGCUGCCUCUGUCUGUUGUAUUGCUUCAACUUAGUCUGCCAUAGUUCAGCUCAAAGUAGUCUCAUACAGUUGUGGUUGUGCUGAUGGAUAUAUCUUGGUGUGUGUGUUUGUGUGUAUAGUGUUUAGGUUUUCAAUCGACUGAUUUCAUAAUCCAGUUUCAAUUCUCAAGUGGUACCACUUCACUGAUGGCCUUUCAACAUCACACUUUUCUAUUUCUCCUCUCUAUAGUUGUAACACUUUAUUUUUUAGUUUUGAUAAUUCAAAGGAUUCUGUUUUAGUAAAUAUAUUAAAAAUAACUAAUAUUUUUUAUAUCGAGAGACAUUAAAUAAAUCUUUUUUAACGGAACUCUAGACAAAGCUAUUAUUUAUAGCCUUAUUUACUUCGAGUUCCAUUUAAAAUGAUUUAACUAAUAUUUUAUAAGCUUCACAUUGAAGCCUGAGAACUUUACAAGUUAGAUAGUCUAUUACAGCUUUGGCUUACCGAAGUUAUGUCGCCUUUUAUUUAAGGUAGGUGGCCAUUUUACCAAAGACUUCUUUGAAUUGCAUGGUUUUUCUUUCUCUCUCUCUCUCUUUCUCCCCCUCCCCUCCUCCUUUCCUACAAUUAAAAAAUUGCUGCCUGUCACCCUUCCGAAGUUACAUAAUUUGAAAACUGUCUUUUCUGAUCCCUAAAAUGAGGUUCAAAUCUGCAGUUAUUAAUUCUGAAAAAUUUUCAUCUGGUGCUUAGUAAUGAUUUACAAAAGCUUAAAUACUUUGUAAUUAACUUUGUUUAUGGGUGAAAGUUACCAAUUAACUUGGCUAAUACCAAAGACCUCUUGUUGAAAUAGUUUUUU